UGGUCUUCCUCUAAAGUCACGUGGUGUUGCUGCGACAUGUCUUACCAGCUGAUCUUACACAGGUUUGUUUGUCUUGUCAUAUUAGACCUCUGCAAAAGGAAAAAAACCACAUCAUGGGCUGGGAAAAUGGCAGGGUUAUUCACCCAGAGAGCAAGAAGUAUCACCGAUGGAUCAGGGAAGCCACAGAGAUUCAGAAACGCGUCCAUAUGAACAGAUCUGGGAGCAUAUGCCGGCUUGGCCUUUCACUGCAUGAACUGUAGUCCUGUACUACUCUGGACUCUGGAUGGCCCAUGCCCCAUAUCUCCAGGUAUCCUCCAAGCUGUCCCCUCUUCGACGCACGUGGUUGUCCUCAGUGUCUGGGCCAGCUCACCUUGCACCUAGUUUGCUGUGAGCUGGAUCAGGCCCGUGAAAGCCAUCCAGGUGCCUGUAAAACCACAGCUGCAGUUUCACUAUCAGGCAGCUGACUCUUCCCAUCCUCGCUCUCCUGAGCAUGGCAGCAUGGCAUUGCAAACGUAAGCCCCUGUGCAAAUCCAAGUCCACGGAUGAUCUCAACCUGGUAGUCAGCGGAUUAACAGAUUACACUGCCAGGUGGAAAUGACAAACCAGAGGCACUCCACGGGCCAGCGUGUCAAACACCAACACUAAUCAUGGGCAUUAUUAGCAACAGCAACUCAUCCGAAACCCACAACCCGAGACUCUAACGAGGCACCUCCGGACCUUUUCCUGUCAGUCAGCGGACGCGUCAGAGUUGGAGCGGGCUCGCCGAAUGGACGUCGAUGGACAGGAAUGACUCCUCCGCUCCUGUCGGACUGAAGGAAGGAGGGAAAGACACCUCUGCAUGUUCAAGUUUCCUGCUCAAACCUCAGGGGCAUCGCUUCGUGCGUGUUGGAUGUGGGUGCGUGUGUGGCGGUGUGUGUUGGGUGCGUGUCUGUGCGCAAACGGAGGAGCAGCGGCGGCAGUGGCGGCGGCGGUGGUGGAGGUGGUGGUGGCCGCGGGAAGGGAAGUUUAGCGCCGUGAUUUUUCUUCUUCUUUCCCUCUAUUCUGUUGUGUUAUUUUCAUGCCACAGCGGGGGACAGGCGGAUUAACGUUUCCCUGAUGAAAAUUAACCAUCUGUGGAGAGGCUCUGUGAUCGUGACUAUGAUGAUGAUGUCGAGUAAGAGCGUGGAGUGGCUGCAGGAGGAGCUGGAGUCUGGGGCCGGCUCUCUGCUGCUGCUGGACUGCAGACCCCAUGAGCUGUACGAGUCCUCGCACAUCGAGUCCGCCAUCAACCUGGCCAUCCCGGGCCUCAUGCUGCGGAGGCUGAAGAAGGGAAACCUCCCCAUCCGCUCCAUCAUCCCCAACAACGAGGACAAGGAGAAAUUUGUCAAACGCUGCAAGACGGACGUGGUGGUGCUGUACGACGAGGCGAGUCCGGAGAGGCAGGAGUCCGGGCUGGGGAGCUCCGUGCUGGGGCUGCUGCUGCAGAAGCUGCGGGACGACGGCUGCAAAGCUUUCUUUCUGGAGGGGGGCUUCAACAAGUUCCAGUCCGAGUACCCCGAACACUGCGAGACCAAUCUGGACUGCUCCUGUCCCAGCAGCUCCCCACCGUCCUCCGUCCUCGGCCUUGGAGGACUCCGCAUCAGCUCCGACUGCUCUGACGGAGAGUCGGACCGAGAGCCAGGCAGCGCCACUGAGUCAGAGGGCAGCCCGCUCCCUAACAACCAACCAGCGUUCCCAGUCCAGAUCCUGCCGUAUCUUUACCUGGGCUGUGCCAAAGACUCCACCAACCUGGACGUGCUCAGCAAGUACAACAUCAAAUACAUCCUCAAUGUGACGCCCAACCUGCCCAACAUGUUCGAACACGAAGGAGACUUCAAGUACAAACAGAUCCCCAUCUCCGAUCACUGGAGCCAGAACCUGUCGCAGUUUUUCCCAGAGGCUAUUUCAUUCAUUGAUGAGGCACGCUCCAAAAAGUGUGGCAUCCUGGUGCACUGUCUGGCGGGGAUCAGCCGCUCAGUGACUGUCACGGUGGCCUACCUGAUGCAGAAGCUGAACCUGUCGCUAAACGACGCCUACGACUUUGUGAAGCGGAAGAAGUCAAACAUUUCCCCAAACUUUAACUUCAUGGGCCAACUGCUAGACUUUGAGCGGACGCUGGGCCUCAACAGCCCUUGCGAUAACCACUCGACCUCCCCAACACACGACCAGCUCUUCUUCACCACACCAACCAAUCACAACGUAUUUCAACUGGACACGCUGGAGUCCACAUGAAAUUUAGACUGUGGACGGUCCCUUGUUUGUUUGAGGGUCAAAGUGGUGUAUGUGCCACGGUAACAAUCGACUACACUGGAGGGAAACACAGGUUUUAAUGAAUGUUUAAGCCUCCAUGUGGCUCGUCGUCUGAGAGCCAGGUCACAGAGCGGCGUUGGACAGGGACAGGAGGCCACAGAUGCCACGUUAAAAAGGCGAACAGGAGUUUAUUUAACCCAGAGGGGGGACUGAUAGACGGUUUACGAUGGUGCCCUCCUCGGAGUUGAUUGAAAUCGAGGGAGGAAGAGCCCUGAUCUUCUUGUUUUGUAACAAAGAACUGAGGAGAUUUAAGUGAAUGAGAGACUGCAGCAGCUUCAUACAAAGAUAGAAAAACCUCCAGAGCUCGAUUUUCUGAGACGACAACAUCCUCUCUGUCUUUCUGUCUCGGCUCUUGAAGCUGAGCUGACUGGUGCCAAGUGGAGAAUCUGGGAUUUACUUGUUGGAAAUCUCGCUCUACUGAAUGUAGAGUUUUAAAAACCAAGGAAUUAACACACACACACACAAAGUAUGUAUGUUUGUACUGUAUGUAUGUUAACGUACAUAGCAGCAGCAGUCCUUAACAAAUUCAGUAUGUCUUUAUGCAUUUUUUGUAUAUUUUUGUGUACAUUUACGCACAAAUCUAUACCUUAUAUAAAUAUAUACGCAUAGAAAUCUUAUCUAUCCAAUCCAAUAAUGGCUUAAAGGAAUGUAAAACUAAAGAAGGGGAAUGGGUGUGCUGACACCAACAAAGAGGAGCGUUUUUGUGAUACUUGUCUUUUUUUUUUUUUUUUUUUUUUAACGUUACUUUUUUGUUAGGUUUGUAAUGACCUAAUGCAGUUUGCACAGUGGUGUAGCCAUUGACUUGUUGGCACUUGACACAGGCAGAUAAAGAGACAUUCAGAGGAGAGGAGGCCGGUCCCAGGCUGCGACGAGUCCCGACAGCUGCACAGAGGAGCAGGGAGGGAGUAGGA
Molecule: messenger RNA, 3239 nt
Organism: Cheilinus undulatus (humphead wrasse)
Lineage: Eukaryota; Metazoa; Chordata; Actinopteri; Labriformes; Labridae
Gene: dusp7
Product: dual specificity phosphatase 7
Exons: 5
Coding region: 1096-2250 (384 amino acids)
Biological process (GO): protein dephosphorylation; negative regulation of MAPK cascade
Cellular component (GO): cytosol; cytoplasm
Molecular function (GO): protein tyrosine/threonine phosphatase activity; MAP kinase tyrosine/serine/threonine phosphatase activity
Source: RefSeq, a predicted model, not a curated record